Molecule: messenger RNA, 2574 nt
Organism: Ananas comosus (pineapple)
Lineage: Eukaryota; Viridiplantae; Streptophyta; Magnoliopsida; Poales; Bromeliaceae
Product: probable LRR receptor-like serine/threonine-protein kinase At1g63430
Exons: 13
Coding region: 298-2289 (663 amino acids)
Biological process (GO): protein phosphorylation
Molecular function (GO): ATP binding; protein kinase activity; protein binding
Source: RefSeq, a predicted model, not a curated record
GGAGCUAUGAAACAUUCCCCCAUUCACUCCUCUCUCUCUUUCUCUCUCUCUCUCUCUCUCUCUCUCUCCUCUUUUCCCCCUUCCUCUCCCCACCAACUCCACCUCCGCCCCAUGUGGGCGCUCCCUUUCCACCAUUUUCGCCUCUCCCAACCCAUGUUUCCUCCAAGGCACCUCCUUUUUCGCUCCCCAUUUUCCCCACUUCCUUAGUUUUUUGGGGGGGUUUGGGUUUUUGGUUCAGUUUAAUCCAUAAAGGAGCUUCUUUUAUGGGGGAGUUCGAAGCUUCAGUGUAGAGUGGACAUGAGGAGCUCACUUGGGUUUCCGCUGCUGCUACUUCUCGCCAUCAAAUUCGGCGUCCUCCUUGUGCCCACUCACUCCUCUUUAGAUUCCCAGGCAAUUUCGGCGCUCGCCGCAUUUAAAAGAGCCAUUUUUGAAGACCCACUUGCGGUUCUAUCUGAUUGGAAUGCACAAGGUGGAGAUCCUUGCAAUUGGUAUGGUGUGGUUUGCUCACCAUCUCAGGAUCUAGUGGUUUCUCUAAACCUUUCGAGUUCGUCGCUGAAGGGAUUUCUUGCUCCUGAACUUGGACAACUGAGUUCUCUGCAAGAACUGCACUUGGACAAUAAUUCACUUCUUGGAACAAUACCUAAAGAAAUUGGCUUGUUGAAGAACCUCACGGUACUCGACCUGAGCGUGAAUUGGCUUACUGGUCCUGUCCCUCCUGAGCUUGGCGAACUGACGAGCAUAACCAUAAUAAAUCUUCGCUCCAAUGCGCUGACCGGGAGUCUACCGCCCGAGCUUGGUAAUCUUAAUAAUCUUGUCGAGCUACGGAUAGAUAGAAAUAGACUACAUGGGCCAAUCCCUGGAAGCAACAAUUCAAAUGUUCCUACUACCUCAAGCAGCAUGUUAGAUCACAGCAAUGGUAAUGGCCUGUGCCGCUUUGCUCGCUUGAGAGUAGGAGAUUUCUCGUACAACUUUUUUGCUGGAAAAGUUCCAGCUUGUCUGAAGUACCUUCCAAGGUCGAGCUUCCAAGGAAACUGCUUCCAAGAUGAAUACUCUGUCCUGCAGCGCACUUCUCAAAUUUGCAAUGGUUCUUCUGCAAAAAGCCAGCAAGUAGGCAAAGAGAAAUAUAAACAAUCGAACGAAUGGCAUAAGCACCAAAGUCUACAGCAGCCAGAGUGGCUUCUGAUUCUGGAAAUUACUACUGGUGUUCUUGUGGUUGUUUUCGUAAUCACUGGUGCUGCUACUGCAGCUGGAAAUUGCAAGCUAAAGCCCACUGUAAAAAUUCCUUGGAAGAAAUCGAAGAAUUGGAGGGCGGACAUCGCAAUGUCUAUUGACAGUGAAAUCCUGAAAAACAUCCCGAGAUUAAGUCGGCAGGAACUUGAAGUAGCUUGUGAGGAUUUCAGCAACAUUAUCGGCUCAUCUCCUGAUAGUAUACUAUAUAAAGGAACUAUGAAGGAUGGACCUGAAAUUGCUGUUAUUGCACUGUGCUUCUCUGAAGAACACUGGACGAGCUAUCACGAAUUCUUCUUUCAGAAUAAGUUGGCUGACCUGGCAAGGUUGAAUCACGAGAAUGUAGCAAAAUUGCUUGGUUAUUGCAACGAAAGCGAACCAUUUUCAAGGAUACUAGUCUUUGAAUAUGCAUCUAACGGAACCUUGUAUGAGCACCUUCAUUAUGGUGAAGGAUCACAGUUAUCAUGGAUUAGGCGCAUGAAAGUAGCUAUGGGUAUUGCGAAAGGACUAAGGUACCUUCACACAGAGCUGCAGCCUCCGUUCACAAUAGCUGAAUUGAACACAAAUGCAGUGUACAUCACCGAAGAUUUCACCCCAAAGAUAGUUGAUUUUGAGAGAUGGAAAAUGAUUUUUUCGAAAUAUCAGAAGGGUUCUGCCUGUGUUACAAAUGGAGGUUCUUUUCGUGAUUUUGUGGAUUGCUUAGAGCAAAGGCAUUCGGAUGUCCAAGGCAAUACAUAUGCUUUCGGAGUGAUUUUGCUCGAAUUGAUCAGUGGAAGGCCUCCAUAUUGCAAAGACGGAGGAUGCUUGGAGGAUUGGGCCAGAGAAUAUCUUCAGCACCCAGAGGAGAUAGGAAAGCUGGUGGAUCCCGAACUGGAGAACGUGAAAGCCGACGAUCUCGCCGUUAUAUGUAGCGUGGUCAGCCUAUGCAUCGAGCCCGACCCUUCCAAGAGGCCGUCGAUGCAAAUUAUCGCAUCAGUUCUGGAGAAUGGGAUCAACCUGUCACCAGCUGCCCUGCUGAAAGAUUCGCCUUUAGCGUGGGCUGAACUCGCCUUAUCGUCGUAACUAAUAAUCCUUCCACAUUGUAAAUUCGUCUCACACGAAAUACCUUCUUCUUACUCUCUUUUUUUUUCCCUUUCUAUUUUUAAUAUUUUCCUCUUUAGUCCUUUAUUGGCCUUGUUGUUUGUACUAAAAUAGCUUGCGACGGUAACAACUGAUGAGUUGAAUGUGUGGCAAAGCUGGGUUUGCUGUAUAAUAAGUUGCUGUAUAAGUUUGAUUGAUCCAUACACUUAACAUUGGUUACAGAAGUUAAGGAAUUGAGAUCUGGUGGCUUCAUCUUCAAUAGUUUUA